AGGCGGGGCCCCGAAAGGCCGGCAGGAUGGCGGCGGGGGAGGAGGACUUGGAGAAGCUGCGGAUGUCCGGGGCCGGCAAGGCCAUCGCCGUGCUCACCAGCGGGGGGGACGCCCAGGGUAUGAAUGCUGCAGUCCGGGCUGUGACUCGUAUGGGGAUAUAUGUUGGAGCAAAAGUUUUCCUGAUUUAUGAGGGCUACGAAGGCUUGGUGGAAGGAGGAGAGAACAUUAAACAGGCAAAUUGGCUGAGCGUCUCCAAUAUUAUCCAGUUGGGAGGUACCGUCAUUGGCAGUGCUCGGUGCAAAGCUUUUACCACCCGAGAGGGUCGCCUGUCCGCCGCCUAUAACUUGGUCCAGCAUGGCAUCACCAACCUGUGCGUCAUCGGUGGAGAUGGCAGUCUGACGGGCGCCAAUAUCUUCCGCACAGAAUGGGGUGGCCUGCUGGAGGAACUGGUGUCUCAAGGGAAGAUCACAGAGGCGGUGGCCCAGAAGUACUGUCACCUGAACGUUGUUGGGUUGGUGGGCUCCAUCGACAAUGAUUUCUGUGGCACGGAUAUGACCAUUGGCACUGACUCAGCCCUGCACCGGAUCAUGGAGGUGAUUGAUGCCAUCACCACCACAGCUCAGAGCCAUCAGAGGACAUUUGUGCUGGAAGUUAUGGGCAGGCACUGUGGGUACCUGGCCUUGGUCUCAGCCUUGGCAUCUGGAGCUGACUGGCUCUUCAUCCCUGAGGCUCCGCCGGAGGACGGCUGGGAGAAUCACAUGUGCAAGAGACUUGGGGAGAUGCGUAGCAGAGGGUCCAGACUCAAUAUCAUCAUCAUUGCUGAAGGUGCCAUCGAUAGAAAUGGAAAACCCAUCUCAUCCAAUUACGUAAAGGAUGUAACUGGUGUUAAGCGCCUUGGAUUUGAUACUCGGGUGACGGUCCUGGGCCACGUACAGCGAGGAGGAACGCCCUCUGCUUUUGAUCGGGUCUUGUCCAGCCCUCUAGGAUCAGCUAAAUGGAUGGGCCUGAUGCGUACUGAAGCCACGCCCAACACACCAGCCUGUGUCGUGAGUCUGUCUGGGAACCAGUCUGUCCGACUGCUGAUGGAGUGCGUUCAGGUACAAAAGAAGUGCAGAAAGCCUGGAUAGAAAAGGUUUGAUGAAGCGAUCCUUCUCCGAGGGAGGAGUUUUGAAAAUAACUGGAACAUUUACAAGCUCCUUGCGCACCAGAAGAAAGCGCUGGAAAAGUCCAACUUCUCCUUAGCAAUUUUGAACGUCGGGGCACCAGCAGCCGGGAUGAAUGCGGCAGUGAGGUCAGCGGUGAGGAUCGGAAUCUCGAAGGGGCACACGAUGUACGUCGUCAACGACGGCUUCGAGGGCUUAGCCAAGGGGCAGGUCCGAGAGGUGGGCUGGCAUGACGUAGCCGGCUGGCUGGGCCGCGGGGGAUCGAUGCUGGGAACCAAGAGAACCCUCCCGAAGACAUGCAUGGAGAAAAUUGUGGAAAGCAUUCGGACUUACAACAUCCAGGGUCUGUUGGUCAUCGGGGGUUUCCAGGCGUAUGAGGGCGUGCUGCAGCUGGUCGAGGCCGAGCAGUACGAGGAACUGUGCAUCAUCAUGUGCGUCAUCCCGGCCACCAUCAGCAACAACGUCCCCGGCACCGACUUCAGCCUCGGCUCGGACACCGCCGUCAACGCCGCCAUGGAGAGCUGCGACCGGAUCAAGCAGUCGGCCUCCGGGACCAAGCGCCGGGUGUUCAUCGUGGAGACGAUGGGCGGGUACUGCGGCUACCUGGCCACGGUGACGGCCAUCGCCGUCGGAGCAGACGCCGCUUAUAUCUACGAAGAUCCUUUCACCAUCCACGACUUAAAGGUGAGGAGGCGCAAAUGUGGACACUUGACCGACAAAAUGAAAACAGACAUUCAGAGAGGCCUGGUGCUCCGAAAUGAAAAGUGUCACGAACAUUACACGACAGAAUUCUACAAUCUGUACUCAUCCGAGGGGAAAGGGAUUUUCGACUGUAGGACCAACGUCUUGGGCCAUCUGCAGCAGGGAGGAGCUCCCACCCCGUUCGACCGUAACUACGGCACCAAGUUGGGAGUGAAGGCUAUGCUGUGGAUGUCGGAAAAACUGCAGGAGGCCUACCGCAGGGGUCGCGUGUUCGCCAAUUCGGCAGACUCGGCCUGCGUGAUUGGCCUGAAGAAGAAAGUGGUGGCCUUCAGCCCCGUGACCGAACUCAAGAUCACCGAUUUCGAACACAGGAUGCCCCGGGAGCAGUGGUGGCUAAAUCUGCGCCUGAUGCUGAAGAUGCUGGCCAACUAUCAGAUCAGCCUGACCGAGUACGUCUCCGGGGAGAUGGAGCACGUCACCCGACGCACCCUCAGCAUCGAGAAGGGCUUCUAACGGCCCCUCCGGCCCCGCUCCCUUCCCCUCCCGGAUGCCCGUGAGUGCCGCGCCGGCCGAGAACAACCCCCGGCCUAGGAGGGCGGGGGCCGCUCCGGUUCGCCGCCGAGAGCCGGGCGGCGAGACCGGACCGCAACCGCGGGACGAGGGAGCUGAGGAAGCCAGCGGGGUGAACCGGAGCGACCGGCUCCGCCUUCCCGGAUGCCACCGACCGAUGGACUUGAGCGGUCCCCGCCCGAGGGCAGCCACCUGCCAGCGAAAGGCAGGGGAAGACGAUCUCUCAGAUGUCGAGCUGCGUGAUCAGUUUCCCAACCCUCCAUAUCUUAUUAUUUAAUGAGCAAGUCUUUGGGGGGGGGGGGGCUCUUUUUAAAUUUGGGGGGCCGCACCCAGGAAGAAGCAUGGGAAGGUGGGAUGAGGGUCACAGCUCUCCCGAUCCCCGUCCCGGCUUCAACUUGGCCGCGUCGGGUUAAAAAGUCCACGUACGCGCGGUCACCCCGAACUGGCUCGAGCGUGAGCCCUGCGAGGGUUUGAACUCGUAGCCUCCCGUGUGUCCGAUUCACGUGGCCGGUCAGGUUAGGCGGGGUGUACAGAUCCCACCCCAAGUGCUGCCGCCACGCUUCCUGGGGGGGGGGGGGGUCUUCGUCCAUCCGCGGGUGUAGAGAUGGGAUCCGUUUACCCGUUAGGCCGUGGCACGCCUGAGGGGGCUCAUUUGACCACCUCCCACGUUCCUCCCCCAACCCCGUGGAUGCUCACGUGAUCGGGCAACCCGCACUGCCCAGUUGUUCUCUGCGAAACUGCCGCGAUAAAGCAAUAUCCCGAACCGA
Molecule: messenger RNA, 3202 nt
Organism: Ornithorhynchus anatinus (platypus)
Lineage: Eukaryota; Metazoa; Chordata; Mammalia; Monotremata; Ornithorhynchidae
Gene: PFKL
Product: phosphofructokinase, liver type
Biological process (GO): fructose 6-phosphate metabolic process; canonical glycolysis; fructose 1,6-bisphosphate metabolic process
Cellular component (GO): cytoplasm; 6-phosphofructokinase complex; membrane
Molecular function (GO): monosaccharide binding; identical protein binding; ATP binding
Source: RefSeq, a predicted model, not a curated record